AUGUAUCAGGUCCUGGAGAUGGGACUUAUCCUUGGUCGACGCCGAGCUUUCUACAUACUAACUGCCGUUUUGCCUGUUUGCAUUCUGUCUGCUCUGAAUCUAAUGGUGUUCCACGUGCCCCCGGAGUCGGGAGAAAAAAUGACUCUCUGUGUGUCUGUGCUUUUGGCCUAUGCAGUCUACCUGACAUCCAUCAAUUCCUUCUUACCCUCUGUGUCCGACCACGUGGCGCUCUUCAGCGUUUAUCUGAACUGCAUGUUUUUCCUCAAGGGGCUGACUGUUGUGGCGUCAGUCUUUGUCCUACACCUUCACUCAGCACUGCCCAAGUCGACAAUAAGAAAACAACUGACAAAGCUUCUUUCUGCCAAUCCAAAGAAAGCUACAAUCGGUGCCUCUUCAUCUGGUAAUCCCGAUGAAGCUAAUGACCCGAAUGAUGCAUCUAUGAAACCUAACAUGAAGGCCGUGGACGUCAAACAGGUGCUGGAACAAGAACAGUGGUUUGAUAUUGUCAAACAGAACCUCGGACAGGGGGCAGUCACGAUAGCGGAGUGUCCAGGGCCGAUCGAGGGACAAUGA
Haliotis rubra (blacklip abalone) is the source of this 573-nucleotide messenger RNA. RefSeq names its product acetylcholine receptor subunit delta-like. Gene Ontology annotation, cellular component: synapse; membrane; neuron projection. The record is from RefSeq and is a predicted model, not a curated record. Lineage: Eukaryota; Metazoa; Mollusca; Gastropoda; Lepetellida; Haliotidae. Gene Ontology annotation, molecular function: monoatomic ion channel activity; transmembrane signaling receptor activity; neurotransmitter receptor activity. Gene Ontology annotation, biological process: monoatomic ion transmembrane transport; chemical synaptic transmission; signal transduction. The transcript is spliced from 2 exons. Bases 1 to 573 code for a protein of 190 amino acids.